AUGUCUGAGAUAUUGGUGCUGCUUGUUGACAUAUUUUGCCAUUAUGUUGUAGAAUUUGUUAUUCCAAUUUGCAAUGCUAAGUUGAGGCUUUAUAAAGGUCAAAAAUUUUCUUCACUUAAGGAGAGAAUUUCCUUUUAUGAAAAGUAUGCUCAAGAGGCUCGUUUUAAUUGUCGAAGAUUUGGAAAUAGGUCUAGUGGUGGUGUUGUUGUUUUUCAAUAUGUUGUUUGCAACAGACAAGGUUUUCAUACAGUUGAUCCGUUGGAUGUCGAUAUAAGUAUAUCUGAGGAAGGGAAUGUGUCAGAUGAUGAAGAAAUAACUUCAAAGAAGAAACGCAUACGUGGCACAAAAAGGUGUGGAUGUGGAGCGGGGAUCAGUUUCAAGUUUUAUUCUAAUUCUGGUGUUAAAUAUUAUCUUGUGCAUCAAUUCAAUGAGGAAUACAAUCAUGCUAUGGUUGACAAAGAUCAUAAGCGCUUUAUGAAAGGAAAUCGCAGUAUGAAUGAUGUUCAUCACAAGUUUGUUGAAGAUUGCACCAAAGCUAACAUUGGUCCUAGUUCAACUUUCAACUUAUUAAAGGAGUUUUUUGGUGGUUAUGAUGUUGUUGGGUGUACGUUGAAUGAUGUUAGGAAUUGUUCUCGUGAUAUUAAAGAGAAACUGAAAGAAGUGGAUGUUCAAAUGAUGUUAAAUCAAAUGCAAGAGAAGAAGAGAAUUUGUGAAGGCUUUUUUUACAAAUAUCAAUUAUCACCUGAUGCUAAUAAGAUAGUGAGCUUAUUUUGGUUUGAUGCUGAGUCUCGGAAACAUUAA
Molecule: messenger RNA, 801 nt
Organism: Salvia splendens (bonfire salvia)
Lineage: Eukaryota; Viridiplantae; Streptophyta; Magnoliopsida; Lamiales; Lamiaceae
Exons: 2
Coding region: 1-801 (266 amino acids)
Source: RefSeq, a predicted model, not a curated record